AUGUACCAACCUGACUUUUAGUCUGAGCAAUCCAUCCGACCUGAGGUUCAGAUCCCUCACUCGUGUCGGUUUGGCACGUGUAGAGACGCGUGUCGGCUUAGCAAACCUCGACUGGUGUGGACUUUGUGAUUGAACGUUGACUGAUCCUCUUCGUCUCCGUCGCCGUAGGUGCCGUCCGCGUGCCAUAGAUUCUCUCUCUCUCUGACCUAACCGAACUUCACCAACCAAAAUAAAAACCUGUCCAUCUCCUUCUCUUGAAAACUCUCUGGUGGAUCUCCUGGUAAUCCAAACCGUCCAUCUGGUGGAGCCUAUCUCUUUCUCCUCUUGAAAAUAUAGAAUACUUCCCACCAACCCACAGCCUGUGUACAAAAGAGUAAAAUUAAAGAAGAAAUAAAGAAAGGAAAAACAACAACCAAACAUGGCAGCAGCUGCAGCCACCAGCUUCAACCUUAUUUCCACCGGCCGUUUCGGCUUCUCUACAGUAAAUCACCACCGUCCAUCUUGCCCCAUCUUCUCCACCUCCCACCCUUCAUCAUCCACCGUCUCCUCUUCCUCUCUCACAUGGUCUUUGAAUCGUCGCCGAAGGCCGGCAAUUAUUGUUCUUUCCGGUGGUGGUGGGAACGUUGGCAAUGGCGGAAAUGAUGGAAGCAGCGGCGGUGGCGGUGGAGGAGGAGAUGAUGCUAGUGAUAAGAACCGGACGGAGGCGAUCCUGGCCCUUGCAGAGAUCGGACGGUCUCUGGAUACGCUGCCUUCUGAUUUGGCAUCAGCGAUCCAGGCAGGGAGGAUCCCAGGUUCGAUCGUGCACCGAUUUGCGGAGAUGGAGAAAAUGCCAGUCUUGGGGUGGCUGCUUCGAUUCGGGGGAUUUAAGGAGCGUCUUUUGGCCGAUGAUCUCUUCUUGGCGAAAGUUGCCAUGGAAUGUGGCGUCGGCAUCUUCACUAAGACUGCUGCUGAAUGGGAACGUCGUAGAGAGAAUUUUUUCAAAGAGCUCGAUUUUGUUUUCGCUGAUGUGGUGAUGGCCAUAAUUGCAGACUUUAUGCUUGUUUGGCUUCCCGCACCCACUGUUUCUCUACGACCAGCACUUGCAGUCAGUGCUGGACCCAUUGCUAAAUUUUUCUACGGCUGCCCUGACAAUGCAUUUCAGGUUGCUUUGGCUGGAACGUCCUACUCAUUUUUACAGAGAAUAGGUGCAAUAGUGCGUAAUGGGUCAAAGCUUUUCGUGGUUGGAACAAGUGCAUCUCUGGUUGGUACAGGUAUAACAAAUGCCCUAAUUAAUGCAAGAAAGGCAAUUGACAAGAAUUUUGCUGGCGAAGCAGAGGACGUACCUAUAUUAUCAACCAGUGUUGCCUAUGGUGUCUAUAUGGCGGUUUCUAGCAACCUUAGGUAUCAAAUACUGGCUGGUGUGGUGGAACAGCGAAUUUUGGAACCCUUAUUACACCAACACAAGAUCAUACUGAGUGCACUGUGCUUCACUGUUAGAACAGGCAACACAUUCUUGGGAUCAUUAAUGUGGGUGGACUAUGCUCGCUGGAUUGGAAUACAAAAGAUUCGUGAGUAGAAGGUGUGGAUUACAUGGAGAAGAGAAUUAUAUGAUCCUUGAGUCGAAGAUAUCCAGAAUCCUCAAGCCUUGAGUUGGGAGGUGUGGACCCACAACUUGGUUAUAUAGACCGUUGAUAUGAUGCGUUCUAACAUGGUGUUGCGGCCCCAAAAUUUCCCAGAUUGGAAGCUUAUACCAAUCCAACCUUUCUUUUCUUUUCUAUUGAAUGUGGAACUUGCUGUACUCUCCUCUUAGCUUCAAUUUCAGGCCGCCCAUGGAAGUGUCAGGAUGGUGAAAUCAGGGGGAUUUUUGUUGAAUCUCCUAAUCCAAGUUGGGGGCCAUCAGAUUGACAGGCUGGAUCACCAAACCAAGGGCCCCACUUGUUCAAACUUAAAUCUUGAGGGUACUGUGCAUAUCCUCGACUCAAGGUUCAUAUAAUUCAUCUUAGAUGGAUGCAUUACAAAUCUGAUUUUUCCAUGGUCUAGAAGUCUGCUGAAAUUUGAUGAUGAAGAGUUGAAGCCCAUUGGUGCUUUCUAUUUCAUUGUUUUAUUUCAAUGUUCCCAAUCUAUGGGCACAGGACGGCAUGAUCGCCGCAGGAUCUCUUUUGACUUUUGACUUGCUUUCCUUAAAUUCCUCCCAUCAUAAACACAAUCCCAAACAUCCCCGGGGAUUGUCUUUUAGCUGAA
Messenger RNA from Magnolia sinica, 2220 nucleotides. Its product is annotated as protein RETICULATA-RELATED 4, chloroplastic. The transcript has 8 exons. NCBI's taxonomy places the organism in Eukaryota, Viridiplantae, Streptophyta, Magnoliopsida, Magnoliales, Magnoliaceae. Bases 419 to 1555 code for a protein of 378 amino acids. The record is from RefSeq and is a predicted model, not a curated record.